CGUUCCUUCAAACACUGCCCUCAUCAACGCUCGUCGCUGGUUAGACAUUUGGGAGAGUAAUCGCCACGCCUCGGUAUUUGCAGAUCUUGGGAUUGUGAGAAAGGACGCUGGAAAUCUCUAAUCAGGUCAUCUUGAUAGUGAGCUGGGUCUCUGAGUGAUUAGUGAGCUGGGUGUGAGUGUUAGCUGGCUCUCUUAGUGAGCUGGGUCCUGUGAUAGUGAGCUGGGUCUCUAAUAAUGAGCUGGGUCUCUGAAAUAGUGAGCUGUGUCUUUGCGGGAUAGGGGGCUGGAGCUGGGCCUCGCUAGUUUGUAUUUAUACAGGGAAGUUUGGCCCCAAAUAGGGACAGAGAGUUUGGGUGUGUGUAGGGAUGGGGGAAUUACGUCUGUAUAGGACGGGGUGUUUGGGUCUGUAUUAGGGACGAGGGGAUUUGGGUCUGCAUAGAGACGCGGGACUUGGGUCUGCACAGGGACGGGACAAGAGAUUUGGGUCUAUAUUGGGACGAGGGUUGGGAGGAGGGGUCUGGAUCCGGCCUGGGACAGGGGGUUUGCGUCUGUCUAGGGACGCAGUUGGUCUAUAGGUAGAGUUGUCAGUGAAGUGUGAGGGCGGUGAGAGCUCAGGCUGGGAGUGACAUUGGGAUGAACGGCGAGACAGAAACAGAUCUGAAUGAGUCUGAGGUCAGUGCCAACGGCACCUUGGCCAAUGCAUUUGCCCAGCCAGCCUGGCAGGUGGGUCUCUGGGCAAUCGCUUACUCAGUGAUCAUCUUGACCGCUGUCUCUGGCAAUGUGAUCGUGGUUUGGAUUAUCCUUGCUCAUCAGAGGAUGCGGACUGUCACCAAUUACUUUCUGCUGAGCCUUGCGGUGGGGGACGCCUCCAUGGCUGCGUUCAACACCGCCUUCAAUUUCAUCUACGCCGUGCACAAUGAUUGGUACUUCGGCCCGCACUAUUGCCGCUUCCAAAACCUGCUGCCCAUCACUGCCGUGUUCGCCAGCAUAUACUCAAUGACGGCCAUUGCCCUGGACAGGUACAUUGCCAUCAUCCACCCUUUGAAGCCCAGGCUGUCGUCCAGCUCGACUAAGCUAGUGAUUGGGGUUAUUUGGUUCCUGGCCCUGGCUCUAGCAUUCCCACAGUGUUUCUAUGCCCGCAUUGUGCAAUCAGAAAGCCGCGUGAUCUGUAAGGUGGACUGGCCUGGGGAUGUCGGAGGACAACAUCAAUUGACAUAUCAACUUGUGGUGAUUGUACUGACGUACCUCUUACCAUUGAUGGUGAUGGGAGUUGCCUAUACAAAGGUGGGAAAAACACUGUGGGCCAGCGAAAUACCUGGAGACUCAACAGAAAGAUAUAGUGAGCAUUUGAAUGCAAAACGAAAGGUUGUGAAAAUGAUGAUUAUGGUUGUUCUGACCUUUGCCUUUUGCUGGCUGCCCUAUCAUUUGUAUUUCAUUCUGGCCAGUUUCAAGAAGGACAUCUAUUAUGAAACCUACAUACAACAGGUGUAUCUGGGCAUAUUCUGGCUAGCCAUGAGCUCAACCAUGUACAACCCCAUCAUUUACUGCUGCCUUAACAACCGAUUCCGCAUUGGAUUUAAGCGAGCUUUCCGCUGGUGCCCCUUUGUACAUGUCAGUCCCUACGAUCAACAGGAGUUAACGACAGUGGUGAGCUUCCGAAUGACAUGCAGCAGCACAUACACUGGAAACAGGAUGGAAGCAAUGGUAACCAGCCACACCGAUUCCAAUCAUGAUGAAACUGAGGAGGCAAAAGCAAAAUUCAUCACUUCUCAGACCAUUCUUUGAAAUGCAUUUGGUCGUGUAUAGGAUCUCUUCAGAGCUGAGGACUAAUAUUGAAACUGGCAGCUCCCACAUAGAGGGGUUACAUUGUCUGGGCUCAAGGAGAUGAAACAAUGAGCCAUUCUCCAAUGCUGACUCUCAAUUCUUUGACUGAGAUGCCUGACUUGAUGUUCCUGAAUCUUCCGUACCCACUCCUGUUCUUCAGUUCUGAUUCCUGAUUUUCUAAUCUAGCUGCCGAUUCCCUGAAACUGGAUCCUGAUUCCUGGUCCAUGAUUCCCCAGAUCCCUGACCCAGUAAUCUAAGCUCUCCAGAGAACUGAGCAUACUAAACCUGCUCAGGCUCAAAACAACCACUUCAUCAGGCUGACUGAAUACCUUAGCAAGUUACAGGCUUUUCAUGUCACCUUCAUUCCAAUGUCGACAUUUUGGGCCUUCCACCCUAUUGUCAUGAAUGUGCAGGAAGAAUGUAAGUUGUGUAAAUACAAGAUAAAGAAAAAAAAGACUUGCAUUUACAUUGAGCCUUUCACAACCUCAGGUUUCUCUUUUCAGUAAAUGAGGUAUUUUUGACGUGCAGGUAUUGUCAUUGUAAAUAGGGUUGUAAUAGUAAUAAGCCUGUGCAUGAAGCAAUUUCAACUAUCUGUGUAUAGGGAAUGUGAUUUACAAUUGAAUGAAGAGGCUAUUUUAUCACAGAAAAAUAACCUUGUUAAAAUUAAGGUUAAUCAUCUUUAAACUUUAUAUUCAAUGAUUACAUUUGUCUUUUGCUGCUGUUUCACUUUAACUUUGAACUGAGGAGAUUUCAGGAUGCAGGAAUCAAUUAGUGACACUACUGGUAUGGACCAUUAGAUCAUAAUCCUGUUUGUGACCCACCCUUCCACUAAUCAGGGUUUAAACAGAGAGAGAGAGGACAGAGCCUCUGAGAAAGCAUAUCAUUCUCACUGCAGAGUGAACUGAAUGCAUGAUUAAAACUUUAUACAUUAGAGUGUCUUCUUUUGAGCAGAAAGGUUUUAAGGGGAGAUGGAAUCAAGGUGUCUAACAGUAUGAAGAGUUUUACUGAAUUAGAUAGAGAAAAAGCAGGAACACUGGUAACCAGAGGGCACACAUUUCUAAUAAUUGACAAAAAUCCAUUUGGAAAUAAUCAAGUUUAUUUUACACAGUGCAAUAUUAUGAUCUGAAAGGCAGAGGAAGAGUGGGGAAAGCACAUUCAAUCAUAAAUUAAAAUAGGGAAUUGAAGAAAGCCUUGAAAAGGGACAUUUUUAAAAGACAUAGGUAAAGAGUAGGGGAAGUGGAUCAAAUAGAUCUUUUAAAAAGCCAGAAUAGCUGUGAUAAACUGAAUAGCCACCUCCUGUUUGCAUCUUUCUUUGGCAAUGACAGCACAAAGCAAAGAAAUCCUUCAAAACAGGACCAUCCAUCUAAAUCUGAAGAAAAUCACAGCCUUUCUCUUUCUCACUCUAUCUCUCACUCUCUCUCUCUGGAAAAGAGGAAGUAUAUUUAGGAGACCCAAGGUGCAGCAUAGUAGGACAAAGCAACUAAGCUAAUGCUGAGGAUCAUUCAGAACAGAGUGAUUGGAUCCAGGAACAAGUGAGCUCUCACAAGGCUGCUAGUAUCUCCAAGAGCCCAAGGAAUAUGAACAACAUUAAACAGAACGGUGUUUCCAAAUCCUACCUGCACCCGAGCUGGGUGCAACGUGUGACCCCAUCACACUGUUUUGUAUCUGUGAAGUUUUCCUUACUGUCCUGUUUUGACACCACCACCUCGAUAAAUUGUUAUGGUCUCUCUAUCUUAUUUAGUUUGGAUAAUUUUGGAUUACCUAUUACAUUGGUUAUGUUAUUCUAGCCAUUUGGUUUGUCUCCAGCAUCACCUUAUUUUUAGUCUAUGUAACUAUCCUUCUGCCUCAUUUAUUCAGAUUGUUAACAAUUUUAUUUACACUCACAUUCGCCAAUGUUUAAGAACAGUUUAGACUAGAAUGGUAGUUGCACAGAGUAAUAGUAUCAGCAGUGGUUUCACUCUGCACCUUUAUUAACUGAGUUCCUGUUCAGAUUGGUUAUUAUACCCAACUGUUUUGGCCACUGGCCUCACUUGAUUCAACACUGGAAUACAAUCAGGAUACAUCAGGGAAACAUGCUUUGGCCCAUUCAGUCCAUGUCAGUAAUUACUCACUCCGAUUUGUUAUCUCAUUUCUGUCAUUACCAAACUAAUUUAAUCUAAGAACUCUUGGCUAAUCUAAUCUUGAGCUAUGAUAUUGUUUCUGUCUCAAACACAAGCCCAGAAUUAAAUUACAGAGGCUUGCCUUGUCUCAGACUCUCAGUUACUGGUUAUAGCCUGAUCCCACUUCACCUGCCAUUCUUUUCCUUGUUCUGAAACAGAGGUGCACGUCAAAUGUAGCUUAAGGAUGAUUUUUGUAAACAGGAUCCAGAAGUUGUGGAGUUGUGUAGUUAUGUUUUCCUGGCUAUCCUAGAACUGCGACCGCUACACCCCACCACCAAACCGAGAAUUGCUGCUAUCCACAAACCAGCCACUCGCUGUGGCACCAUGAUACCACAUUCAGACAAGGCAGGACCUGGCAACAGGCUUAUGGUUCAUUCCUGAAAGAAGAAGCAUGAAACAGUCAUGCCGGCAGCAUAGUAGAGUUAUUUAAGAGGCUAGGCAACCUUAUUGCAAGUAAUUUCAUAUUUUUGGAUCUUUUUCCAAUGUCUGGAAAGACUCUGAUGUCUGCUAGACUUGUCAUUGUAUGCUCACUUCAUCACAGGGAGUGAAGAAAGAGGCAGGGGUCCUGCCCUUGGACAGAGAGGUGAGCGAGGGCAGUGGGCAAUGUAAAGGGAAGGUGGGUAGGCAUGGAUGGACAUGUUUCUGAGAUGGGUUAAAAGGAGAGUAAGUACAGUUUAAUAUGGACAAAUGUGAGAUAACACAGUAGAAGUUUCAGGAAACUAAAAUUGCUGGGAAAUCUCAGCAGGUUUGGCAGCGUCUGUGGAAAGAAAACAGAGAUAAUGUUUCGAGUCCAGUGAUCCUUCUUCAGAACUGACUGAAAGCUUGGCAAAGAUUGGUAUAUAAGCUAAAGUUGGGGUGGGGCAAGUGAGGAGAAGAAUAAACACUAGAUGGAAAUGGAGCCCAGAGACAGAGAUCAACAGUCAGACAGAAAAAGGAAUGGGUAAAAGUCAAUCUAAAAGUAUCAAGGGCAGCUAAUGGGGAUCAUUAGUAGCUGCCAAUGGUUGUGGUAUAAGCUCAUGUUUGUGGGGGUUGGGGUAAGGACAUCGGAGAAGAUGCUCAGGUCCUAAAAUCAUUGAAUUCGAUCUUGAGUCCUGAUGACUGCAGGAUCCCCAUGCAGAAAAUGAGAUGCUCUUCUUCCAGCUUGCACUGAGCUUCACCGGAGCACUGCAGCAAGCCUGAGACAGAGAUUUUGGCCUGGGAACACAGUGGCAACUAGUGAUUUGGUGAUAGUUUUGUGGACAGAAUGUAGAUGUUCUGCAAAGCGGUCACCCAGUGUGCAUUUCGUCUCCCCAAUGUAGAGGAGACCACAUGGUGAGUGGUGAAUACAGUGAAGUGCAAGCAAACCGCGGCUUCCUCUAGAAGGUGUGCCUGGAGCCUUGGGAUGUGAGAAGGGAGAAAGUAAAUGGGUAGGUGUUACACCUUGUGUGAUUUCUCAAAGAUCCAUCCCAUGCUGGCAAUGUUUUUUCUACAACCUCUACCAUCAGGGAGAAGGUACAGAAGCCUGAACACACGCAUCAGCCGGUUUUGUAACAGUUUCUACUCAACUGUUAUGAGAAUACUGAAUGCUCUCUCAAACUCUUAACAUUCGCCUGUACCUGUGCUUUUGUUUUUGCCACUGUUUACCUAUUAUUUACUUAUCUAUGCUACUUAAAUAUGUGAUCUGCCUAUAUUGCUCACUGUACCUCGGUACACAUGACAAUAAAUUCAAUGCAGUUCAAUUCAAUUCAAUUCAAUUCAAUACAAGGGAAAGUAAUAUGAGGCUGUAGGCAGGCAUGAGGAGUGGAGGAGGAGUGGACUAGGGUGUUCCAGAGGGACCAGUCCCUGCAGAUUGCUGACAAGGGAGGGGUGGGGACUAUGCGUCCGGUGCUGGUAUAUCGCUGGAGGUGGUGGAAAUAGUAGAUAAUGAUCCUUUGGAUAUGGAUGUUAGUGGUUUGAAAAGGGGACCCGAUCACUGCUGUGAGAGGGAACAUAAGGGGUGAGGGCCAAAGUGCGGGAGAUGGGUCGGAGUUGGCUGAAGGCCCUGUCGACAAUAGUGCUGAUGAAUCCUCAAUUGAGGAAGAAGGUGGUCAUAUUGGAGGUUCCCUUGUUGAAGUUGGCAUUAUCUGAACAGAUGCAAUGGAGACAGAAGAACUGGGAGAAUGGAAUAGGAUCUUUACAGGUUACAGGGUGUAAGCAUGCAUAGCCUAGGUAACUGUGGGAGUCAGUGGGUUUGUAGUGGAAUUGGUGGCCUAUGUUGUGGUUCUGUUCGCCGAGCUGGGAAUUUGUGUU
This is a messenger RNA of Hemiscyllium ocellatum (epaulette shark), 6251 nucleotides long. It is a transcript of the gene tacr2, whose product is annotated as tachykinin receptor 2. Gene Ontology annotation, cellular component: sperm midpiece; plasma membrane. The transcript has 5 exons. Gene Ontology annotation, biological process: G protein-coupled receptor signaling pathway; positive regulation of flagellated sperm motility. Gene Ontology annotation, molecular function: tachykinin receptor activity. Bases 634 to 1785 code for a protein of 383 amino acids. Lineage: Eukaryota; Metazoa; Chordata; Chondrichthyes; Orectolobiformes; Hemiscylliidae. The record is from RefSeq and is a predicted model, not a curated record.